This is a messenger RNA of Acipenser ruthenus (sterlet), 1020 nucleotides long. Its product is annotated as zinc finger protein 497-like. Lineage: Eukaryota; Metazoa; Chordata; Actinopteri; Acipenseriformes; Acipenseridae. The transcript has a single exon. Bases 1 to 1020 code for a protein of 339 amino acids. The record is from RefSeq and is a predicted model, not a curated record.
AUGAAGAUUGCAGGAAAGACAAACUCGAUCACUGGCCAAUCUUCCAUGAGAAAAGAAGAAGAUGCAAAUAUGGAGCUUGCCAUUCAGCAUCGCGGCGAGCACGCAAGCCAUUCAGCAUCGCCGAGAGCGCGCAAGUCAUUCAGCAUCGCCACGAGCACACAAGCCAGUCAGCAUCGCUGCGAGCACACCAGCCAUUCAGCAUCGCCGCGAGCACGCAAGCCAUUCAGCAUCGCCGCGAGCACGCAAGCCAUUCAGCAUCGCCGAGAGCGCGCAAGCCAUUCAGCAUCGCCACGAGCACACAAGCCAUUCAGCAUCGCCGCGAGCACGCAAGCCAUUCAGCAUCGCGGUGAGCACGCAAGCCAUUCAGCAUCGCGGCGAGCACACCAGCCAUUCAGCAUCGCCGCGAGCACGCAAGCCAUUCAGCAUCGCCGCGAGCACGCAAGCCAUUCACCAUCGCCACGAGCACACCAGCCAUUCAGCAUCGCCGCGAGCACGCAAGCCAUUCAGCAUCGCCGCGAGCACGCAAGCCAUUCACCAUCGCGGCGAGCACGCAAGCCAUUCAGCAUCGCCGAGAGCACGCAAGCCAUUCAGCAUCGCCACGAGCACACAAGCCAUUCAGCAUCGCCGCGAGCACGCAAGCCAUUCAGCAUCGCCGCGAGCACGCAAGCCAUUCAGCAUCGCCGCAAGCACGCAAGCCAUUCAGCAUCGCCGCGAGCACGCAAGCCAUUCACCAUCGCGGCGAGCACGCAAGCCAUUCAGCAUCGCCGAGAGCACGCAAGCCAUUCAGCAUCGCCGAGAGCACGCAAGCCAUUCAGCAUCGCCGCGAGCACGCAAGCCAUUCAGCAUCGCCGAGAGCGCGCAAGCCAUUCAGCAUCGCCGCGAGCACGCAAGCCAUUCAGCAUCGCCGAGAGCACGCAAGCCAUUCAGCAUCGCCGCGAGCACGCAAGCCAUUCAGCAUCGCCGAGAGCACGCAAGCCAUUCAGCAUCGCCGCGAGCACGCAAGCCAUUCAGCAUCGCUGA